UUUUUAGUAGAGAUGAGGUCUUGCUCUUGCUCAGGCUGGUCUCACUCCUGAGCUGAGGUGAUCCUCCCAGUAGUGCUAGGAUUACAGGCGUGAGCCCCCAGGCCUGGCCUGGUUACACUUUUUAAAAUGCUUAUUACAUACUGGAAAGUUUCAAUUGAUUGUAAAUUACGUUUAUGGCUCAGAAAAUCUCUGCCUCUUUGUUUACCAAAAAAGUAAUCUAAAAUCUAAAUGCAAGAGACUUGGGAUCAGUGUCCCUAGGCUUACACUGUAUUGCUUCCCCACUGUGUAGCUGUGUGACCUGGGGCAUGUACCUAAGCUUUCGGAGGUUUGUUUUCCUCAUUUCUGAAAGUGGGCUGGGCCAGUUUCUUCCAUUAAAAGUUAACUUCCACUAAAAGAAGUUAACUUCGAUUAAAAGGAAAAUAUGUACUCAUAGGAGAGGAAGACCUUUGGUGAAUUGAGAAUCCUGCCACAAUAGAUGUUGAUGCAUGAGCUAGAAAAUUACAGAGCAAACAGCACAGAGAAGGGCAUACAGCACUGUACAGCCAACAGGCCGGGAUUCUGGCAUUCUGGUUCAUUAACAUCUUUGGUCAACUUUGAGAUGUUAUUGUAAGCUUUUAAAUACUUAUUUUUAAGGUUUUUUUUUUUUUUUUUCCUGACUGUAAAAUGGUUUCCUCAGGAUUUGGGGGAUUGGAAAAUGUUUAAGAUAGAUAUUCUGACUUGAAAGGCAACAUGUGUGUGGUUACCAACCAUCCCAAAUUAGACUAAGAGGCUUUAGCAUAGAUACUGGAAUAGGAAGUAAACACUCUAUUUUUUUCCCCUAGUCGUUAUUCAGACCUGCUUCAUGAAUGAAUCUAAGCCUUUGCUUAGGAUAAAAAUGGGUAAUUCCAGAAUUGAUUGGCCAUACCAUUGUCACUGUGUUAAUGCUCCUUUCAUUGCACUGGUUCAUCUUCCUUCUCAAUUUACCUGUUGCCACUUGGAAUAUAUAUCGAUACAUUAUGGUGCCAAGUGGUAACAUGGGAGUGUUUGAUCCAACAGAAAUACACAAUAGAGGGCAGCUGAAGUCACACAUGAAAGAAGCCAUGAUCAAGCUUGGUUUCCACCUGCUCUGUUUCUUCAUGUAUCUUUAUAGUAUGAUUUUAGCUUUGAUAAAUGACUGAAGCUGGAGAAGCCGUGGUUGAAGUCAACCUGCAGCACAGUCGAGGAGCCAGAGACUACUUAAAUCAUCCUUAGAACCAUGACCAUAGCAGUAUAUAUUUUCCUCUUUGAACAAAAAACUAUUUUUGCUGUAUUUUUACCAUAUAAAGUAUUUAAAAAACAUGAA
Messenger RNA from Lemur catta (Ring-tailed lemur), 1321 nucleotides. It is a transcript of the gene CNIH4, whose product is annotated as cornichon family AMPA receptor auxiliary protein 4. The coding region runs from base 921 to 1157 and encodes 78 amino acids. Gene Ontology annotation, cellular component: COPII-coated ER to Golgi transport vesicle; endoplasmic reticulum membrane. The record is from RefSeq and is a predicted model, not a curated record. Lineage: Eukaryota; Metazoa; Chordata; Mammalia; Primates; Lemuridae. Gene Ontology annotation, biological process: endoplasmic reticulum to Golgi vesicle-mediated transport. The transcript is spliced from 4 exons.